CGUCUUUGCAAUCGUCGCUUAACCGUUGCAUAACCGUCUUCUAUCGAGUGACCAUCAUACAAGUUGCUAUGUCAGUGCUAGUUUCAGUACGUCUGUUGAAAUUCGGUGGAAGCGCGGUUAACGAGGUCGAUCUUAUUUAUCGCUGUUGUUAGUCGUUUAAGAGAAGCAACUGCAAAAUAUUGUAGAAAUGAAGACGGCUUUGGAUCCCAUAUACGUGCAGGAAUUUCUAUUUAAACAAUCAAAUACAUCUCAAGUAUAUGACUUGAAGACUCCUGCAUACAUUCCUCCUGCUUGCAAUCUUCUUGUGGCUGACAAAAAACGAGGACUGCUUUACAUAGGACAUGAUGAUAAAGUUACUGUCUUAAAACCAGAGGAGGAGAACAAUGCAGAGUGGAGGAUAGAGCUUCAGUUGCCAGGCGUUAUAUCAAAGAUUGCAAUUAAUUGUGAUUAUAAUUAUAUCGCUAUAGGCAUAGCAUUGAAGCCCACAGUAUUGAUAUACGAUGCCCAUUCACUAGUUAGAAAUAGUCUCCACCUGUUGCUUGAAAUAACACCAUCAAACAAACCAGAUAGCUACAUAACAGACAUACGAUGGAACCCUACUAUACCUGUGAUGCUUUGUAUUGUUACUAGCGACUGUAUUAUUGGUAGCUUCCAAUUGAAGAUAGAGGAAGAAGCAAGAGAAAAUUCAAUAACAAAAGUAUCUGUACUUUCUAAAGUGUCAAACGAGCAACAGGCUCUCUGCGCAGCUUGGAGUCCUAAAGGCAAGCAAAUAGCAGUGGGAUGCAAGAAUGGAGACAUUGUACAAUUGAAACCGGAUACUUUGAAGGUCGCUAGAACUAUCGCGGGCCCUUCGCCAUCCAUCGGAGAGGUGAUUAACAUUCUGUGGCUAAGCAAUUAUCAAUUUUGUGUCGCGUAUUUAAACAACGAGCGGCAAAUAAACGUUCUCAUUGUUGAUGCACCGAAAGGAGAAGCAAACGCUAUAUUUACAUGUUACGAAGAUAUUACGUUCGGUUUUCCCGACGCCGAGGGAGAGGACAGCAUUCCGCGCUAUUAUUUCGAGCAUGUGCCAGAAUGGGGACUUAUUAUAGCGGGCAGUAGCACUAGCAGCGAGAUAGCUGUGUUAGGCACUCCAGAUGGUGGCGCAAAUUGGAAUCAGUGGCAAUUGGUUGAUAGUGGCAGGGCUCAAUUGCCAUUGAUGAGAACUACAGAAAUUUAUCCCUUGGGUUUGGCUAUAGACAAGUCUCCUAUCAACAGGUUACCAUGGGGUACAGAGUCGACAUUGCCGAAUCCAGUACCUAUUUUGCAUAUUCUUGGAACGUCCGGGAAAUUGUGCAGCUUUCACAUGGUUAAUCUGGCACCAAACUGUCCUACCAUCAAUGUUCCUCCAACAGAAAUUAUCACGCCUCCAACACCGUCACAGUCUAAUGCUUCGUCCGUGGAAAUUUCGUUUAACAUGAAUGCCGCGAUGACCAGCACGCCACGUCCGAAACAACCGGAAGUGGUGCCGGAACGACCAAAACCUCCCCCGAUGUCAAAUAUAUUUGGCGACUCUUUGAAAGCCGCGGGAUUCUUUCAACCGUCUGUGGAACAACAAGCGGAGCAGCCAAAACCACAAGAAGAAAAAGCUGCGCCGCAAAUGGUUGUAAAACAGACUAUACCUAAAGAUACACCGUCUGUGUCGGAGCCUACGAAGACAGAAAUCAAAUUAGUUGCCGAUAAGGAAGUAAUUAGCUCGUCGCAAGUAGCAGAACAGAAAGCAUCUAUUGAUGAUAAUAUACGAAUGCGAGCUUAUAUACAGGAGCAGGCGUUAUUUGAAAAAGAAUUGCGAAAUAGACUGGAACCGCAGGUGUGGGAAUGUGGUACGGACCUAGAAAAGAGACAGCUCGGAGAGAUGUCCGUUGUCAUAGAACAGUUCUUGAGAGAUUUAAAAGACACGACAAAUAGUUUAUCCAGCGACAUAGCGUACUUGAAGGCUUUGUUACUCCAAUCAUUCGCAUGGGUUGAAGAAACUAAAUCGAAGAAUGCAGCUAGUGUUGAUAUCACCACUAGAAACUGCAAUGAGAACAGUAAAAUAGCGGAUCUGCAGCGAUGGUAUUAUUACACACAAACGCAGUUAAAUCAAGUUAGUAAAAUUUUAGAUCUGGAAUGGUCGGAGCACAAAGCGCAAGUAAAGUCAAAAAUGAAAAUUCCCAGUUUGGAGUAUGUUUAUCAGAAUCUCUUGAUGCACAACAAGAUUAUCGCAAAGGAAAAAGAGAAGCUCGAGCAAAUUUUGCGGCGAUGGAAAUCCCUCAAUCGCUCACUGUCGAGUGGUGGCGUGUCCAAUCUUAAUCGCUCAAUGGCGAGUCUUCAAGUGAGUGCACCAAAAUCAUCAGCGUCUGUUAUUCGAGGAAAGACCGACGUUAUAGAAACCCGCUGCAAAAACAUCGCUUCAAAAACUUUAAGUUUCACAUAUGAGAAGCAGAUCAAGCUAAGGGAGUUGCUCACCGAAUCAUCUCCGAGAAUUAUCAAGUCGGUCAAUCCAUCACCGAUUCAGGAUCGCCUGGAGGCUACGCUGUCUUCUCUAGCAUCUCUCAAUCCUGUGAUCAAUGAGGCUAAGACUAAAAUCGAGCCGCCAAUUGUUAAACAGAGUAUCACCGUCAAGCAGCCAGUCGAGAAGCAGACUAAAUCGCAAAGUCCCCUCGCUUCGUUGAACAGUAUCGUUGCGAGAAUCGGUUCGCCUGACACGAACGGUAUCGUCACGCAGAACAAAAUUCAACAGAAGUUAGUCCCAACGACCAUUUCUUUUUCCGGUACGAUUUCUACCAAGCAAACGGACAAAAAGCCUGUCGUGCCAGUAGUGUCCCAAUCUAAACCGAAACAGGAGCUCAACGUUAAUUUCCCGACGUCUAUCACAUUUGGAACGCCGGUUUCGAAAUCUCAAGAUCUCUUUUCGAAAUCUCUCCUUACAGAUGCAACUGCCAGGAACAAUAAGGAAUCGGCGAGCAAUGAUAGCGUAUCUAAAACUUCAGAAUCUGCUUUAUUCUCGACCGGACUGCUAAAGGACAAACUCAUGUCAACAGAAUAUCCAUUAACAGAGACCACACGUAUGGGAAUCGCACGUAAUCUUUCGCUCUCUACAGUGCCAGCUGUAAAAACAGAUGCUGCUUCCACGUUCAGUUUCGCUACGCCUAAUAUAGCUUCACCUAUCGCGAAAAGUUCGUCUUCCACUGCGCUGGAUAUGAUGUCCUUCGCUUAUUCAAAAUCCUUACCUAACACUUCUAUUGUAGAACCCACAAUAACAGUUCAAGCAAUACCAAUGCAAACACCGAUAGACCUAUCAGCUCUAUCCUUAGCAACACCCAGCACGUUAACUUUUCAAUCGGCUAAUCAUUCGAGCAAUACCGCGGAUGGAAAGAUAAAUGCGAUCACGACUUCCAUGAGUUUUGCUGCACCAGCACCUGUUAUUACAGCACAGGCUCCUGCGACGACUGCCAUUACAUCCGUUAUGACUCUUGGCGGGGUUACCAUUAGCGUUGUAGAUGCGAACGCCGUUCGCAAACCAAUGACGGAGAUACCAUCUACUAGUUCGGUCGUCAUCGAAAAAGUUACUGUGCCUGAAGUAAAAGCACCGCUCUUUGGUACUGCAGUUCAGGUUCCAAUUUCGUUAGCCGCAACAUCGAUAUUUGGUGGUCAGACCAUCGUGAAGAAUACAGCGACAGUACCAGAGACAGUCACACUGCCCGCUACGACUACUUUCGGCGCAGUUUCUUUCCCGUCGAUUACAUCUACUUUCGGGAGUUCAACCUUAGCGCCGACCACUGCAUCGGUAUUCAGCGGAUUCGUAAACACAUCAACUGGCAUUACCACCAGCUCUUCGACGAUGCCUGCGAGCAGUACUGUGUCUCCUUUCCAGACCUCUUUAAGUAAACCAUUCGGCGAGACCACUGUCACUAGUAUGCCAACUACGAGUUUUGGGAUCACCUCUGGCCAUACAUCCUCCGCGGCCACAAUCUCAUUCGGCAUGCCUGCGAUGACGACGACGACGACGACGACGACGACGGCAACGACGACGACGACGAUGACAACGACGACGAUGACGACGAUGACGACGACGACGACGACGACGACGACCUCGAUCACGCCGGCGUUCGGUAAGAGUCCGAUAGCACCUCCGGUAUCGAACGCGCAAUUCCCGGGUGUUCAAACACCCGCGUCGACGGCGAAUAUUUUUGGAAAACCAAUAAUCAGUCCUGCAUCGACACCGUUUGGAAAUGCUUCAAGCUCUGUGUUCUCCAAUACACCUGCUACCUCUUCGAAUACUUCUAUAUUCGGAGGCAAUAGCAUGAAUUCUAUCUUUGGAUCGACUUCUCCGAGCGGAAAUAUUUUCGGGGGUAACGCAACGGGAUUCGGAUCGUCAUCGGGAUCCAUAUUCGAUACCAAUGCCCCGAAAUCCAAUAUCGUAUUUGGUGGAGCAGUAAACCCACCUGCUUCUCCAUUUGGAAGUCCGACGAGCAACACGUCGCCAGCGAUAGUCAGUAGUUCCCCCGUGGGCGCAAAUGUCUUCAGAUCUACUGUGGCUAACACAUCUCCCAUACAGCAACCUGUACUUAGCAGUCAACCCGCUUUCGGACAAACUCCUGCCUUUGGCGCCAAGCCAGUGUUCGGAUCGUCACCUAUCUUCGGCGGAGCAAAACCCGUUUUCGGAGGUAGUGGUUUUGGCUCACCCCCUACGUUCGAGUCUCCUGGCAUGGGAUUUGGAAGUCCACCUGCUAUGCAAGCUGGCUCUACAAUGGAAAAUAUGCCAAAAGUAUUUGGCGAAGUGGCAGGCAGCAGUACAUUUGAAUCCUUAGCUAAUCAACCAGGUGGUCUCAGUUUCGGUAGCUUAGCCCAGAAAAAUCCAGAACUAGAGAAACCAACAUUCACUGCCGGCAGCUCGUUCUCCAGUUGGAGAUGAACAAGAUAUGGUUGCGGCAGAUUUACCUCCAAAACUGUCAUGUGUGCAGAAUACAAAAUUGUUAUCUAAACAAGGAAUUAUUUAAUUACAAUCAUGUAUAUAUACUGUUUUAUUGUAUAUUCAAAAAGAUAUACUUUUUAUGAAGGAUCACGUUCUAUCAUGUCUUGUACGUUGUAAUAAAUGAGAACAGAUCUAAAUUUUACAAUAAAAAAAUUUCCAUUUAAAUCGAAAAAA
Molecule: messenger RNA, 5167 nt
Organism: Solenopsis invicta (red fire ant)
Lineage: Eukaryota; Metazoa; Arthropoda; Insecta; Hymenoptera; Formicidae
Gene: Nup214
Product: nuclear pore complex protein Nup214
Exons: 5
Coding region: 188-4933 (1581 amino acids)
Biological process (GO): RNA export from nucleus; protein import into nucleus
Cellular component (GO): nuclear pore
Molecular function (GO): protein binding; structural constituent of nuclear pore
Source: RefSeq, a predicted model, not a curated record